GUUCGCCACCGCCUCGCUUUCCGGCCUGGCAGGGAAACGAGGAUGAGGAAGAAGGGGGCGGGGGUGGUGGCAAAGUCUGGCCCGGGCGGUUUGUUCGGGAGGUUGCGGGGUUGAGGGAGAGGCUGUGUCGCGUCACCGGCGGCGGCCGCUCCCUUUACGCGGGCGGGUCUCGGCCCCGUCGCCACACCUUCUCAGGAGCGGUCGCGUUUCCCCCGUAGGGUGAAGGCGCAGGGCCAGGGCCGUUCUCUUCCGCAGGAGGAUGUGGAAGGGAAGAUUUCCCGCCCCCUUUUCUUCUUGGGGAGCCCUUUCGGGUCGUGUUUUCCCCGGGUGGUGACCCGGGCCUACGCUACCUGCUUCGCUCACCCAAGGCAGCGGAGGGUGGGCGGGUGAGGCAAGGACGAAGCGGGAGGGAGGGCCUGGCGGGGUUUCUCACCAGCAUGAAUGCGGGGUCUGAGUGUGAAACCUCCAGGAAAAGAAUUAGGCUGGACAGUUUCUUCCCUCCUUCCUCAAAGAUUGAGACAGUCAACAGUAAUAGUAGUAGUAGUAGCAGCUCAGAGGAAGGACAGGCCCCUUCCUGGAAGAGAAAAGUGACGCUGCAAGAACAGCCUCCCCCUCUUUCUGCUCCCCACGACAGGGAGCAAGAGUCCAGAAGCAGCAGCAGCAGCAAAGGCAGCCCUCCAGUCACGGUGGGGAACAAAGUUUACCGACAAAGGAGGAUUACCUCUUGGAUGGAGAAUAAAGGACCCAGAACACUGGAGUCAACAAGUUUACAAAAUAAAACAAGUACCACAGAACUGGGGCCGAAAAUGGCAUUUGUUAAGAAAGAUAAUAUUGUUCAACAUGAUGUGAAAAAAAUUGACGAUGUUCUUGAGCAGUGCUGCUCAAAAUUAUCUGUGGAAAUGAGCACCAAACAUGUGGCCUUGUCUCAGACUGAUACCCUUCAUGGGGAUAUGUGUAAAGAUCAGUUUUCAGAAGCAGAGUCAGUAAAAGGAACUCAGACUGGAGACCAGUUUAAAAAUGAGAAUGUUACUCAGGUGCACAAAAUUGGGAGUCAGGCUUAUCAGGGUUGCAAUGAAUAUCAAGAAAAAUGUUCUCAUAAGAAGCUUUCAUCAGCCAGCCCUGUGAAAAUAUCAGAUGUAAAACAUCCUUUGAAGGACUUCAGCAUAGAAAAGCAAGUGUCUGUGCGAAAUCCACAACCAUUUAAGAACCACAAAUCUGAGCAUGCAUCCUGUGUAAAUGCUGUGCCGGACGAGCUGGAUAUAGUGCCUGAGAGCCCACUUUCAGAUGCAGGCUGCGAUGCCUGUUCAUUUGAUUUGUAUAGCUCCCAGAAGAGAGGUCAAGAAGGGUGUGUGGGAGAGUCUCCCUCUUUUGAGAAAGAGAGUGAGCCAGAAUCACCAAUGGAUGUAGAUACUUCUAAAAAUAGCUGUCAGGGCUCAGAGGCUGAUGAAGAAACCAGUCCACUUCUUGAGGACCAAGAGGAUAUUGAUAUGUCUAAAACACCAAGUAAAUCUUCACGAUUUCGAAGGGCAGAUACUCAGUUGGAAUCAAGAAAGUUGCCAUCAGCUUCUCAGAGAGGUGAAGCUGCUCAAUUUAGCUUCCACUUGGAACGGGUGGAUAAUCCCCUGAUAGGGGAUGAAACACACAAUGAGCCAUCUUGGAUCUCACCUGUUGCGUCUUCGGAAUGCAGAGGCACCAAACAUUGUGGGAAGAAGGAUUCUAAAAUUACUGCCCACUUCAUGAGGGUUCCCAGGACAGAGGAGAAAAGGAGCGAACCAUGUGAAUUAAAGACAAAUCGGCCAAGAAGAAGGAUUCCUAAAUAUACUCCUCCUCCACUUCCAACUAAUAAAAAGUGGUUUGGAACACCUAUUGAAGAGAUGAGAAGAAUGCCAAUGUGUGGGACUCGACUUCCUCACUUGAGAUCUUCUGCCAAUCAUACAGUGACAAUCAGAGUAGAUCUUUUGAAAGAAGGAGAGGCGCCUAAACCUUUCCCAACCCAUUAUAAAGAUACAUGGGACAAUAAGCAUGUUAAAAUGCCUUGUUCAGAACAAAAUUUAUACCCUGUUGAAGAUGAGAAUGGUGAAAGGACUGCUGGCAGCCGGUGGGAAUUAAUUCAGACUUCACUGCUUAAGAAAUUCACCAGCUCCCGUGAUUUGAAGGAGGCUAUUCUCAGAUAUAAUGUUGCAUAUGCCAAGAAAUGGGACUUUGCAGCUCUUACUGACUUCUGUGAUAAGGUGCUUGAAGAUGCAGAAGCACAGCAUCUCUUUCAAUCCAUUUUGCCUGAUAUGGUGAAGCUUGCACUCUCUCUGCCUAGCAUCUGCACCCAGCCAAUACCUCUACUGAAACAAAAAAUGAACCAUUCCAUCACAAUGUCACAGGAGCAGACUGCUAGUUUGCUAGCAAAUGCCUUCUUCUGCACAUUUCCCCGGCGAAAUGCUAAGAUGAAAUCAGAGUAUUCAAGCUAUCCAGAUAUUAACUUCAACAGGUUGUUUGAAGGACGUUCACCUAGGAAGCCCGAGAAGCUGAAAACCCUUUUCUGCUACUUCAGAAGAGUAACAGAGAAAAAACCUAUUGGACUGGUUACAUUUACAAGACAGUGUCUACAGGAAUUUCCAGAUUGGGAAAGGAGUCAGACAAAAAUGUCCAGGUUGCACAUCACAUAUGAAGGUACUAUUGAGAGCAAUGGCCAUGGAAUGUUACAGGUUGAUUUUGCUAAUCGCUUCGUUGGAGGUGGUGUCACUGGUGCAGGACUGGUACAAGAAGAAAUUCGCUUCUUAAUCAAUCCGGAGCUGAUUGUAUCUCGUCUCAUUACUGAAGUCCUGGAUCACAAUGAAUGUCUAAUUAUCACAGGUACAGAACAAUAUAGUGAAUAUACUGGAUAUGCAGAAACCUAUCUUUGGGCCAGGAGUCAUGAAGAUGAAACACCCAGGGAUGAAUGGCAGAGACGCUGCACAGAAAUUGUUGCCAUAGAUGCAUUUCAUUUCAGACGUUUCCUUGAUCAGUUUGCUCCUGAGAAAAUUAGAAGAGAGCUCAACAAGGCGUAUUGUGGUUUCUCUCGAUCUGGUGUCCCAUCACAUCACCUUUCAGCAGUAGCUACAGGAAACUGGGGAUGUGGUGCCUUUGGAGGUGAUGCAAGACUGAAAGCAUUAAUACAAAUGAUGGCAGCUGCAGAAGCUGGACGAGAUGUUGUUUAUUUCACCUUUGGAGAUGCUGAGCUGAUGAGAGACAUUUACAGUAUGCACACUUUCCUAAUUGAGAAAGGACAGACUGUUGGGGAUGUUUACAGACUGUUGCUCAGAUACUACAAUGAGGAAUGCAGGUGUUGCUCUACUCCAAGACCAGAAGUCAAACUCUACACUUUCAUAUACAGUACAGUAGAAUCCUAUGCAGAUUCCACUGAUGAUGAGAGAGGAUUAUGUUUUGAUGAUUAGAGUGAAAAUAUACAGAGUGAAUAUCCUCCUUCUCUUCCUCCAAGGAAUUGGAAUUGCUGGAUGUAACAUAUAGAGUAGCAUAAUCUCUCUCUCUCUGUACACAUACACAAACAUAUGUUUAUACAUGUUUGUGUCUGUGUGCAUGUGCACACAUGUACAAAAUUAGGUUAUGUGAAGAUCAGUCUUGAAAAGAAAGAUAUUUUCUUUCUGGUGCAGAAUGUAAACUUUAAUCAUUGCACAAGGAAGAAACUGGUAAACACAUUCAUUUCUCCUGCUUCAUGUUCAGGGUUGAACUUUUGAUUUAUGGGCUUAUUUGAAAAUGCCAGAUUUAUAUAUACCGAUUUUUAUUUCAAUUUUUAUAGAGAUAAUCCUAAAUAUAUUUUGGAAGAGAGAGGGGGAGGGUGAUUGAGAGAAAGAGAAAUUCCUAUGUAAACCACUUCCUUAGGACAUUCCACAGCUAUAUGAGACUGUUAUGAGGAUGGGGAGAGAUUUUCCUAUUGAAGUUGCUAUGGCUCCUUCAAUCUUUUAGUGUUAGGUUUGCAGUGCCUCCCUCCCCUUCAGGUUCUUGUUUGAGCAUGCAGAAAAGCAAAGAUAGCAAAGAUGCCCUAGGGACAGUAAUAAAGGGAGAAUCAAGAGCAUGUCUCCUUUUAGGUGGGGCUAAAGUGGGGGACAAAGCAUGAGUAGCACUACAGAAAGCUUUUUUUAAAAAGCCAAGAUAAAAUAUAGAGAAGGCAAUGGGGGAACUUUUAUCUUAUUCUUACAUUGUAGAAACCUAUAGCAAGGGCCUUAUAUUUAUGAAAUGGUUAAACAGCUUUUAAAAAUGAUUUUGUAUUGCACAGGUUUUGUGGUGAUGCUGGGAUACAUACAGAGAAAUACAUCUAUGUUGUUUCGUCAGAAUAUUGCAUAUAAUUUCAUACUUUGCUAUAACAUACAUGUAAGGCAUGCAUUAAUAUGUAUGGGUAAUUUUGUCAAAACUCAGAUUUCAUAAAAUCUUAAGAAUGAAGGCCCAGUACAGGAGAAGGGUCUUCAGAGAACCAAAUGGGACUUGUGCAAGGCUACCACUACAGUUUCUCUCAACUCUGUAUUAUUUCAGUGGGAUAUGGGAAAUGUUCUUGCAGCAAUUGGUCCUUUAUAUGAGAAGAUAUUCUGAGAAAAGGAAGAAAAUGAAAAUUUAAUUGACUUGUUACUUGCCGUUAGCUUCGCAAGAUAUGACAAAAUCAGAUUAUUUGGGGAGGGACAUGUUAGAACAUUUAUUGUAACAAUUUCCUUGCUUAAUGGUUGAAUGGAGCCAGAUGCUGUGUUGAGUACUUCUUUGGCUGUAAAACAAAGUCAUAUAAGGUGAAUAGGUUAAUAAGAAGCUGCAUGGUCCCAGCAGUCUCAUAAUUUAAGAGAAAACUAAAUGGUCCAAGAUACUGCUCCACAGCCAAAAGGAAUAAUUUUAUGUCAAUUCAGUAUUUCCCCUUUGUCCUGAUUUCUUUUUCAAGCACUCAAUAUCUUCCUUUCCAACUAUGUGGUGUUCUCUGCUUUUACUAAGAGAACUUUCUGGUGUUGCCGUCUAAAUAAUGAACAGAUGGGUCAGUUCUCCAUUAGAUGAGUGAGUUCCACUGCAGUUACCUACAUGGUAGAGUGCUUUUAUCUCUUUCUUACAAUUCCUCAGUGACAAAACAUGCAAUUAUAGUCGCCUGUGUCUGUAUAUAAUAAUUUAUAAAAGGGUGAAGUAUAUCAUUAAUUCAGUAAAGUUGCAAGUUGUGCAUUUGUUAUAUUUUUUGAUUGGAACAGUAAAGGACUGAUAUGCUAUGUACACAAUUUUUUGGUAAUAAAAAUAUAACAAAUAAACAUUUUUCUCCA
Pogona vitticeps (central bearded dragon) is the source of this 5276-nucleotide messenger RNA. It is a transcript of the gene PARG, whose product is annotated as poly(ADP-ribose) glycohydrolase. Gene Ontology annotation, molecular function: poly(ADP-ribose) glycohydrolase activity. Gene Ontology annotation, cellular component: cytoplasm; nucleus. The record is from RefSeq and is a predicted model, not a curated record. Gene Ontology annotation, biological process: nucleotide-sugar metabolic process; carbohydrate metabolic process; ATP generation from poly-ADP-D-ribose. NCBI's taxonomy places the organism in Eukaryota, Metazoa, Chordata, Lepidosauria, Squamata, Agamidae.